Solanum pennellii is the source of this 423-nucleotide messenger RNA. RefSeq lists its product as uncharacterized. Bases 1 to 423 code for a protein of 140 amino acids. The record is from RefSeq and is a predicted model, not a curated record. NCBI's taxonomy places the organism in Eukaryota, Viridiplantae, Streptophyta, Magnoliopsida, Solanales, Solanaceae. The transcript has a single exon.
AUGGCUUAUCUUACUAAACUUGAGUUCGUUGCCCUUCAUAGUUCUCGCAGGAACUACCUUUCAUGGGUAUUGGAUGCUGAAAUCCAUUUGGAUGCUAUGGGUCUUGGAUACACCAUCAAAAUUGAAAAUAAAGCAUCAAAACAAGACUGUGCUAAAACAAUGAUAUUCUUACGUCAUCAUAUUGACGAAAUUUUAAAAAUUGAAUAUCUCACAGUCAAAGAUUCACUCGUUCUGUGGAAUAAUCUAAAAGAAAGGUAUGACCAUUUGAAGAUGUUCAUUCAUCCAAAGGCACGAUAUGAUUGGAUGAAUUUAAGACUACAAGACUUUAAGUCUAUUCAUGAGUACAAUUCUGCCAUGUUCAGAAUUACUUCUCGAUUGAAACUACGUGGAGAUACAGUUAAUGAUGUUGAUAUGCUGGAAUAA